Cricetulus griseus (Chinese hamster) is the source of this 1308-nucleotide messenger RNA. NCBI's taxonomy places the organism in Eukaryota, Metazoa, Chordata, Mammalia, Rodentia, Cricetidae. The record is from RefSeq and is a predicted model, not a curated record.
AUGAAGAAUAUCAUGGUUCAGUGUUUACUCUGUGGAUCCAUGGCCAUCGGGCUCUGGACUCUGUUACUUGCAUAUUUCCACUACAAUCAAGAGAAUAGACAGCUGAAGAAAACCCAGGAACUCACAAGGACUAGGCCACUUGGAGAAAAUGUGUACCGACAAAACCAUGACUCAGAAGAAACUCCCAAACAAAACAUUAUCAAUGAUAAGACUUAUUUUUCAGACCCAGAAUUUUACAAAGGAUUUGCACAAUAUGGACUUAAUGUUGUUAUCAGUAGAAGACUGGGCAUCCAGAGAGAGGUGCCAGAUUCCAGGGAUAAAAUAUGCCAUCAGAAACACUAUCCGUUCAAUCUACCCACUGCCAGCAUCAUCAUAUGCUUUCAUAAUGAAGAAUUUAACACCUUGCUGCGGACAGUGUCUAGUGUUAUAAACCUCACUCCAUCUCAUUUCCUUGAAGAAAUCAUUUUGGUUGAUGACAUGAGUGAUACUGAUGAUUUGAAAGAAAAAUUGGACUAUCAUCUGGAACUUUUUCGAGGAAAGAUUAAAUUAAUAAGAAACAAAAAGAGAGAGGGUCUCAUUAGAUCAAGGAUGAUCGGUGCCUCCCGUGCUUCAGGGGACAUCUUGGUGUUCUUGGAUAGCCACUGUGAGGUGAAUAGAGUCUGGCUGGAGCCCUUGCUGCAUGCCAUUGCUAAGGACCACAAAAUGGUCGUGUGCCCUAUGAUCGAUGUCAUUGACGACACAACACUGGACUAUACUGCGGCACCUCUCGUAAGAGGAGCUUUUGACUGGGACCUGAUGUUUAGAUGGGACAAUGUUUUCUCAUAUGAGAUGGAUGGCCCAGAAGGAACAAGUAAACCCAUCCGGUCACCUGCAAUGGCAGGAGGAAUUUUUGCUAUAGACAGACAUUAUUUUACAGAACUCGGACAAUAUGACAAGGACAUGGAUCUUUGGGGAGGAGAAAAUGUGGAACUUUCACUAAGAAUUUGGAUGUGUGGAGGCCAACUCUUUAUACUUCCUUGCUCUCGGGUUGGACAUAUCGCUAAAAUACAGAAUUUCAAUAAUGCUGCACUCAAAGCCUUGUCAUGGAACUUACUUCGAGUGGCUCACGUCUGGUUGGAUGAACACAAGGAUAAUUUUUUUCUUCGAAGACCUUAUUUGAAAUAUGAACCCUAUGGAAACAUUAGCGAGCGCGUUGCAUUAAGGAAGCGACUGGGUUGCAAGUCAUUUCAGUGGUAUUUGGAUAAUAUCUUUCCAGAGUUGGAGCCAUUCAUACACACUGAUGAGAAGGAAUGGAAUCAUUUUCAUUAA